Funneliformis mosseae is the source of this 1079-nucleotide messenger RNA. The record is from the annotation of a GenBank genome assembly. Lineage: Eukaryota; Fungi; Glomeromycota; Glomeromycetes; Glomerales; Glomeraceae.
GUGUACUCAAAAAGGUGGUCGAAUCCGCUUUGGAUGGAACGAAGAUCAUCGAUCUUUGUGCGAUGGGUGAUAAAUUAAUUGAUGAGAAUGUAAAACAUCUUUUCGUCAAAAGCAAGAACAUUAUCAAAGGUAUUGCUUUCCCAACUUGUGUAUCAGUGAAUAAUGUUAUCUGUCACUUUUCUCCAUUAUCGUCUGAUGAUGAAGGUACAGAGAGUUUAAAGAAUGGAGAUUUAGUAAAAAUUCAAUUGGGAGCACAAGUUGAUGGUUACGCAGCUAUUGUAGCCACCACAAUUGUAGUUGGGGCAUCCAAAGAAAAUCCUGUAAAAGGCCUUUUGGCAGAUUUAUUGACAGCUGCUCAUUUAUCUUCUGAAGCCGCUUUGAGAUUGAUAAAACCUGGUUUGAAAAAUACGAAAGUUACUGAAACAAUACAGAAAAUUGCCAGAGCUUUUAAUAUGAAUUCCGUGGAAGGAAUGUUAUCAUAUCAACAAGAAAAGAAUAAUAUUGAAGGUAAGAAACAAGUAAUUCUCAAUCCGAGUGAAACUCAAAAACGCGAAUUUGCGGAAGCAGAGUUUGGUGAGAAUGAAGUAUACGGUGUUGAUAUAUUAAUCUCUACCGGUGAAGGGAAGCCUAGACCGUCAGUCAAACGAACUACAGUUUAUAAAAAAACUGAUCACACAUAUUCAUUGAAAAUGAGAGCUUCUCGUAUUGUAUAUAAUGAAAUCAAUCAAACCUUUGGAAGUUUCCCAUUCUCUUUAAGAGCACUGGAAGAUGAGAAAAAAGCUAGAAUGGGAAUAGUUGAAUGUCACAAACAUGAAUUAGUUAAUAGCUAUGAUGUCUAUCAAGUAAAAGAAGGAGAAUUUGUUGCACAAUUCUUUAAUACAAUUUUGUUAACUGACGAUGGACCGACUAAGAUUACAAGUACUUUAUAUGAUCCUGAAUCAGUUCAGAGCGACAAAAAAUUGGAAGAUGAAGAGAUUUUGAAAUUAUUAUCUACUACCGCUGAAGUUGAAAACGAUGGUGAUAAUAAUACUGCAGAAGAAAAGGCCACAAUUGAAGUUACUACUGAAGCAAGCGGUUAA